Molecule: messenger RNA, 1645 nt
Organism: Durio zibethinus
Lineage: Eukaryota; Viridiplantae; Streptophyta; Magnoliopsida; Malvales; Malvaceae
Product: putative pectinesterase 15
Biological process (GO): cell wall modification; pectin catabolic process
Molecular function (GO): pectinesterase activity
Source: RefSeq, a predicted model, not a curated record
UAAAAUGGGUCAACAAGUAUCUGGUGAGUAUGAACAUGCUAAUAUCGCAGUUCCUUUACUUUCAUCAUUGCCGUAAUCUUAAUUUCCUUUUUUUCUCUCUUUCUCGUGGCUUAGCGUAUGCAGUUUCCAACCUUCCUUUUCUUUUUCUCUCUUUCGUUUACACACCACAUUACUCUUGAAGAAGAGACUAUAAUUAUCAAUAGACGUACAAACAUCACAGUAGUAAGGCCCAUACGUAUCUUACCUCCCACGCCAAUCAUCACUUUAACUCACUCCUUCGGCCUUCCCAAGGGAAUGUUAAAGGCCAUACCUUUCCCCUCCUCUUUUAGCUCAAUAUAACAUCAUUCUCUAACUAACCCAUAGCAUCAGCCAUGACAAUCAGAACAAACUCCUUUUGGCUCUUCGCCUUUCUCAUUGCAUUGUUUUCCAGUCUAAUUGCUCUGUAUACACUCCCUCCUUUCAAAACAAGCAUCACCCUAAACGAUCAUGAUAGUUUUGACGUUUCCUUCGUCAGAAAAGUUGUGAGGCAAGGUGGUGAACUCUUAUCUUUACUAACAAGGAUGCUGUCUAGAAACCAUCAUUACCAGCGUAAGCACAAAUGUACUGAUUAUACCAGAUGGAGGUCUAGCCUCAUUUCUCAGUACAAAGUGUCACUUGUAUUAACAGUUGACUCCAAAGGUUGCGCCAAUUUCAGCAGCGUGCAGAAGGCGAUAGAUGUUGUUCCUGACUCGAGCCCCUCCAAGACCCUGAUCUUUAUUUAUUCUGGUACAUACAGGGAGAAGGUAGUAGUCCAUGCCAAGAAAUCCAACUUGAUAAUUCAAGGUGAGGGUUUUCUCAACACCGCAAUAGAAUGGAAUGACACUUCGAAUUCCACUGGAGGGACUGUAUACAGCUCUUCAGUUGCCAUCUUUGCUGCUAACUUUACAGCAUACAACAUUAGCUUUAAGAAUACAGCUCCAGAGCCAUUCCCCGGUGAAACUGGAAAGCAGGCGGUGGCACUUAGAAUAGCAGGAGAUCGAGCUGCAUUUUACAAUUGUGGAUUUUAUGGAGCCCAAGACACUCUUCUUGAUGAUCGUGGGAGGCAUUAUUUCAAACGAUGUUUCAUACAAGGUUCCAUUGAUUUCAUAUUUGGAAAUGCUAAAUCACUCUAUGAGGGGUGCGUUAUCCAUUCAAUUGCUAAAGAGGGGACGAGUGGAGUUAGUGGAUCCAUCACAGCUCAAGCAAGGCAAUCUAUGGAUGAACAAACAGGGUUUUCGUUCGUGGAUUGCAUCAUUCGGGGAACCGGGACCGUGUGGCUUGGACGAGCUUGGGGAGCUUAUGCCACUGUCGUAUUUUCUAGAACUUACAUGUCUCAUGUUGUGGCUCCAGGCGGCUGGAAUGACUGGCGAGAUCCCUCUAGAGACCAGACCGUAUUUUUUGGAGAAUACGAGUGCUUGGGGCCUGGAGCAAACUACACAUUCAGAGCUUCUUAUGCGAAGAAGCUAAUGGAAUAUGAAGCAGCUGCCUACAUGAACAUUUCGUACAUUGCUGGAGAUGAAUGGCUUCGAGAAUAGGCGGGCAUUGUUAUGAGGGUAUAACUAUAUAGAUAGAAUCUAUAUACUCAUUUCCACAACUAGUUUAUGUAGAAUUUACGGUUAUUAAUUCA